Mycotypha africana is the source of this 892-nucleotide messenger RNA. RefSeq names its product serine hydrolase FSH. Gene Ontology annotation, cellular component: cytoplasm; nucleus. The transcript has 6 exons. The record is from RefSeq and is a predicted model, not a curated record. NCBI's taxonomy places the organism in Eukaryota, Fungi, Mucoromycota, Mucoromycetes, Mucorales, Mycotyphaceae. Bases 74 to 778 code for a protein of 234 amino acids.
AGCAAACAUACUUUUAAAGCUUGAAAAGAUAUCCUAAUUCAAUCUAGCAUAGCUACAGUGUUGAAGUGAGAAAAUGUCAGGAAAGUUAAAAAUAUUAUGUCUCCAUGGCUAUACACAGAAUGCUAUCAUGUUCCGUAAAAAGAUAGCCGCGGCUUGUAAAAGUGUCCAAGAAAUAGCUGAAUUCACGUUUGUAACCGGACCACAUCAUAUUAUUCCAGCAACUCUCACUACCGUAGCUGAACGAGAGGAAGUUGCCAACGAAUAUGUCUCUGAGGAGCAUAAACCUUAUGGUUGGUGGUUUUCACCCAAGUACAAGCCAAUAGAUAAGGAUGGGUUUUUCAUUGGCUUUAAAGAGUCUGUUGAUUUUAUUAAGGAUAUCAUGAUCAAAGAGGGCCCAUUUGAUGGUAUCUUGGGCUUUUCUCAAGGAGCUUGCUUCACAGCACUUUUGACACAGCUUCUAGAAGACAGGAGUUACUUUCCUGACUUAAUAUCACCUUCUUUUGAACAUCCACCUCUGAAAUUUUCAAUUAUUGUUGCAGGUUUCAAACCAGUGUUGCAAGAAGCUACGAAUGUUAUGCUAACUAGAGACAAGAAGGUGAAAACGCCUUCUAUGCAUUUCAUUGGUGAUCUAGAUACUUUAGUUUCACCAGAGAAUAUGGUUUCAUUAACAGAAGCCUUUGAUAAUCCAACUAUAUUUCGUCAUAUGGGAGGACAUUACUUACCCUCAAAUUCAACGAGUUGCAAGGCCUUCCAUAAGUUUCUUUCGUCUUUUGUGUAGAACGACACGACGUCACAAAUUAAUAUACGUGGCUUAGAAUGAAAAAAUUUUUAACGCAGCUUCGUAUAAAUUCCACUUUGUUCUUUUUUUUUCGCUGUUAUUGAACAACGUUUC